This is a messenger RNA of Hemicordylus capensis (graceful crag lizard), 817 nucleotides long. RefSeq names its product heat shock protein 30C-like. The record is from RefSeq and is a predicted model, not a curated record. Gene Ontology annotation, biological process: response to heat; protein refolding. Gene Ontology annotation, molecular function: protein folding chaperone. Bases 166 to 717 code for a protein of 183 amino acids. NCBI's taxonomy places the organism in Eukaryota, Metazoa, Chordata, Lepidosauria, Squamata, Cordylidae. The transcript has a single exon.
AAGAGCAUCUUUUGGGACAGAGUGUCAGGAUCAAAGCAUUUCACCCAGGCGGGGAUUUGUAUAAAAGUCAAGCGCCUUCGGGAGGAAGGACACAGCUGGUCCCUGGGCACGGAGACAGGACAGGCCACCGAGAAAAGGACCGCACUGCCUCGCCCCAAGACGAAGAUGUUGUGCCGGCUGCAUCUCACCGCACCUCGUAGCCCGCUGAGGAGCCGGGCUUUGUGGCCACGGGCCGGGUCGCUCUUUGACGAGCUGGAACGUGAAAUGGAUGCCAUGUGGGAGCUCCUGAGCAGCAACUGGCCGGCGGCAAGAAACGGCGUCACCGCCACCAGCCGCGGAACUGUCCCCAGCACGGCCCCAGCCAGCGCUGCUGGAACCUUUGCAGUGACUCAAGACAUGGCUGGCUUUGACCCCCGGGAGCUGGUGGUGAAGUUAGUCGGCGAGAAGGUGGUGCUGACGGGCAAGAAGGCCACGCAGACGCCCCACGGACCCUUCCGCUACGAGCUCUUCCGGAGGGAAUGGGACGUCCCGGAGAGCGUGGACCGCGAGCAGCUGAGCUGCUCCAUUUCCAGCGAGGGACAGCUGCGGAUCGAAGCGCCCUCCUUGCCGUCGGAGCCGGCCUCCAGAACGGUGCACAUCGAGGUCAGCGGAGCGGAGAACGGCGCGCAGGCCGAGCCAGGAUCCAGGCCCACAGAGAGCAGCCGGGCCAAGGCGUGACAGGGAUUGGACUGGAGAGACGCACUUUAAAAACUUAAAACAAAAAGCUUGCUGGAAACUAUUUAUCUGUCCUGCUAAUAAAUAUUCUUUUAAUACUGCC